CUGUCCCGUUGAUUUUGCAGUUUCCAAAUGCUAAUCCAUAAUCCAUUUCUCUUGCUGCAGACAGCGGUUACAUCUUUUGAAGUCACCGAACUACCAGUGAGAUCGGCCAAGUUCGUAGCUCGUAAGCAGUGGGUUGUUGCUGGUGCUGAUGACAUGUUUAUUCGUGUAUACAAUUACAACACAAUGGAUAAAGUCACUGUGUUUGAAGCCCAUACGGAUUAUAUUAGGUGUGUGGCAGUUCAUCCUACUCUUCCAUAUGUGCUGUCAUCAUCUGAUGACAUGCUUAUAAAGCUGUGGGACUGGGAAAAAGGGUGGGCAUGCACUCAAAUAUUCGAGGGUCAUUCCCAUUACGUGAUGCAAGUGACUUUUAAUCCAAAAGACACCAACACAUUUGCUAGUGCAUCUCUAGAUCGCACAAUUAAGAUAUGGAAUCUUGGCUCCCCUGACCCAAACUUCACAUUGGAUGCCCAUUUGAAAGGGGUAAAUUGUGUAGAUUAUUUCACAGGUGGCGAUAAACCAUACUUAAUUACUGGUUCUGAUGAUCAAACUGCUAAGGUGUGGGAUUAUCAAACAAAAAGUUGUGUCCAGACACUAGAAGGUCAUACACACAAUGUUUCUGCUGUAUGUUUCCAUCCAGAACUUCCCAUCAUAAUUACAGGUUCUGAGGAUGGUACAGUUCGCAUAUGGCAUGCAACCACUUAUAGACUUGAAAACACGUUGAAUUAUGGUCUUGAAAGAGUUUGGGCUAUUGGUUGCAUAAAAGGCUCAAGACGGGUUGUAAUUGGUUAUGAUGAAGGAACCAUCAUGGUGAAAAUCGGUCGAGAGGUACCUGUUGCUAGUAUGGAUAAUGGUGGAAAAAUUAUAUGGGCUAAGCAUAAUGAAAUUCAGACUGUUAAUAUUAAAAGCGUUGGAGCAGAUUAUGAGGUUGCUGAUGGAGAAAGACUGCCUUUGGCUGUUAAAGAAUUGGGCACUUGUGAUCUUUACCCACAAAGCUUGAAGCACAAUCCCAAUGGUAGGUUCGUGGUUGUGUGUGGAGAUGGCGAACAUAUUAUAUACACAGCUUUGGCAUGGAGAAAUAGGUCUUUUGGUUCAGCAUUGGAAUUCGUUUGGUCAUCUGAUGGGGAAUAUGCUAUUAGAGAAAGUACAUCGAGGAUUAAGAUCUUCAGUAAAAAUUUUCAGGAGAAGAAAAGUAUCCGGCCUACAUUUUCCGCUGAGCGCAUAUAUGGGGGGACUUUAUUGUCAAUAUGCUCAAAUGACUUUAUUUGUUUUUAUGAUUGGGCUGAAUGCAGGUUGAUUCGUCGGAUUGAUGUUAAUGUUAAAAAUCUUUAUUGGGCUGAUAGCGGUGAUUUGGUUACCAUUGCCAGCGAUACAUCAUUCUAUGUACUCAAGUAUAAUCGAGAUGUAGUUUCUGCUCAUAUAGAUGGUGGGAGGUCAGUAGAUGAACAAGGCGUCGAAGAUGCUUUUGAGCUCCUUUAUGAAAUAAAUGAACGAGUGAAGACUGGAAUUUGGGUCGGGGAUUGCUUCAUUUACAAUAACUCUUCCUGGAAGCUUAAUUACUGCGUAGGGGGUGAGGUAACAACAAUGUUCCAUUUUGAUCGGCCCAUGUAUCUACUAGGAUAUCUUGCUAAUCAGAGUCGAGUAUAUCUCAUUGACAAAGAAUUCAAGUGAGUGAGGUUCUUGGAAGCUUAGGAUC
Olea europaea var. sylvestris is the source of this 1693-nucleotide messenger RNA. RefSeq names its product coatomer subunit beta'-1. Bases 28 to 1668 code for a protein of 546 amino acids. The record is from RefSeq and is a predicted model, not a curated record. NCBI's taxonomy places the organism in Eukaryota, Viridiplantae, Streptophyta, Magnoliopsida, Lamiales, Oleaceae. Gene Ontology annotation, molecular function: protein binding; structural molecule activity. The transcript has 12 exons. Gene Ontology annotation, cellular component: COPI vesicle coat. Gene Ontology annotation, biological process: retrograde vesicle-mediated transport, Golgi to endoplasmic reticulum; endoplasmic reticulum to Golgi vesicle-mediated transport; intracellular protein transport.